CUAAUUAACAACCACCUACCGAGUAUCCCUCGCCGAUUCACCACGAAGGUAGGUAUCAAUUAUGGGAAUGGGCACAAAUUUGGCCGGGCUACCCACACAACGAGGUAUUCGGAGAGAUCUAUCAGGCACCUCUAGGAGGUAGGCAAAUCGUUGAUAAAUCUUAGAGCACUGCUCACUCCAAACGUGAUGGAGAGACUCAACGAGGAGCAACCGCCAUUCGUGCCCUUUACAACGCCUGAGCGCAUCCAACAACUGGGCGCCAUCGACCAGGGAAUUGUCAGCCUCUUGCGCUCGACGGCCUCGGCCCUACGGACACUCGGCAGGACGGGGGCCAGGGACGGAGACAUCGUCAUGGCUGACAAGGACCGCCAAUCCGAGGUCUUCCAAGACUCGAUGAACGAGUUCCUCAAGACGCUGAGGUCCGUUAACGUCGGGAUGAAGCGCCAGAUAUGGGGACUCGAGGAGGCUUCCAUCAUCUCCCUGGGUGGUAAGGACUCCCAGGCCACCAAGGACGAAGGAGGCGAGGCCCAGGGAGCCAACAACCGCGCCGCCCCUAUCGAACCCGACGGCGACGGCAAGAUCGGCGGGCUCGACGUCGGAUGGCUCAAGAGCCGGAGCGACAAGGUGGAGAGGGAGAUGGAAGCCAAUCUCUGGAACGAAGCCGAAUCAUUCUUCCAGCGUCUUCUCCAGGCCGGAGGCGGAGCAGGCACUACGUGAAUAGACAGAAGAGAGCACGGCUUGGUCUCGAGCCUUGAUAAGAUCGGGCCGCCGCCGACGCGCCUCUCGGCAGCAUAGCAACGGACGGCGUUAAAUUGGGCGCUUUAUAGGUAUGCAGGCUACCUACCGCGCACGUCCUCUUCUUCUCCCUGCCCGCGAGAUGUGCCAGGGUUAGCUUCCACGCGUAGCCAUAUGUCACGUAGAUAUCUCAUACUAUAGUAUUACGAAUUAUGGCCUAUCUCCAAUCUCAUCUACCUACGUCUUCGCAGGUGAUUCGCUAC
This is a messenger RNA of Durotheca rogersii, 998 nucleotides long. RefSeq names its product mediator complex, subunit Med11. Gene Ontology annotation, molecular function: transcription coregulator activity. Gene Ontology annotation, biological process: regulation of transcription by RNA polymerase II. Bases 187 to 717 code for a protein of 176 amino acids. The record is from RefSeq and is a predicted model, not a curated record. The transcript has 3 exons. Gene Ontology annotation, cellular component: mediator complex. NCBI's taxonomy places the organism in Eukaryota, Fungi, Ascomycota, Sordariomycetes, Xylariales, Xylariaceae.